Molecule: messenger RNA, 1611 nt
Organism: Cyprinodon variegatus (sheepshead minnow)
Lineage: Eukaryota; Metazoa; Chordata; Actinopteri; Cyprinodontiformes; Cyprinodontidae
Gene: kcnd2
Product: potassium channel, voltage gated Shal related subfamily D, member 2
Exons: 4
Coding region: 1-708 (235 amino acids)
Biological process (GO): potassium ion transmembrane transport
Cellular component (GO): voltage-gated potassium channel complex; membrane
Molecular function (GO): A-type (transient outward) potassium channel activity
Source: RefSeq, a predicted model, not a curated record
AUGAGAUGUUUUAUAGGAACGUCUACUCUCCUCAGGUACGGUGACAUGGUACCAAAGACCAUCAUGGGGAAGAUCUUUGGGUCCAUCUGCUCCCUCAGCGGCGUGUUGGUCAUCGCCCUGCCGGUUCCGGUCAUCGUCUCCAACUUCAGCCGGAUCUACCAUCAGAGCCAGAGAGCUGAGAAGAGGAAAGCACAGAAGGCGUCCAAGGAGGCUGGACAGGCGCUGGUGUGUAAGAUCAACCCGGGCUUUGACCUGCAGCAUCACCACCUGCUCAACUGUCUGGAGAAAACGACGAACCACGAGUUUGUUGAUGAGAAGUCAUACGAGUCCAGCUGCAGGGAGUUAAGCCCAGUAAAGCAGCUGUCUCGGUCCUCCUCCACCUCCUCCUCUUCCUCGCUUCAUGGCUUCUCCUGCUGCGGCCGCAGGAGGAGGAAGACCUUCAACGUCCCGAACUCCAACAUGUCUCUGGGUCUGCAGGGCAGCAUCCAGGAGCUGAGCACCAUCCAGAUCAGGGAGCGACCGUUCAGCAACAGUCGAUCCAGUCUGAACGCCAAGUUCCAGGAGACGCUCCCUCUGAACUGCGAGCAGCCAUACCUCUCCCCGGCUGUCCUUAGUAUUCCUACGCCCGGCACCUCGCCGGACGGAGACCAGUCCACCAGUUCCACCGACUACUCCCAGACCAACAUCGUCCGGGUUUCUGCUCUCUAGAUCCCCUCUGGCCUCCCUUCCCUCCGACCUGCUGCUCUCGUUGCUGAGGCCGGGCUCCGACUGUGAGGGCGGGGCCUACCAUGGAAGAAGGAGCAUCUCCAUCACUGACGGAGCUGGAACAGUAUUCCUUUCCUUUGUUUUUCCUUUCCUUUAUUCCCUGAUCAAACAGGCAGCUUGGUUCUCUCUGUGUUCAGGAGAAAUGACUUUAAUUAUCUGAAGAAGAGCUUUUAUUGACUGAAUAGAUUCAGAGUGAACAUUAGAUGAACCGGGUUCUUCAGCACAAAUACUGGAAUUAGAAACAAUCCAGUUAGAAAUAAACCAACCAGAACUUCCACCUGGACUGACUCCAUAAUCAUACCGAUGGUUUGGACCUGAAAAACCGGACAAUACGUGAACAUCCGCCUCGCCUUGUUGACCACUAAAACGCAUGAACACAUUAACCUGCUCUGAUGUCAUUUACGUCUCUUAAACCCUGCAGCUGCUUUUCUUUUCAAUAUUAUCCUACAUCUAAAACCAACAUAGUGCAGGUGAAGCUGUUAAUAUCAGACCUAAAGCUUCAUGCAUCACCAGAAAACAAUAGAUCCCUGCAGCCAAAUAUCACUUAGGUGCCACUUUGCUCAGUGUCUGGAGGUUUUACUUCUGGGUCAACAGCCAAAUAAACGCUCUGCUCUUCCUUUCCUGACCACAUCCUGCAGGAAUCAGGUUAUCAGGGGGUCCAAGCCAGGAAAUGCUCCCACCAAAGCAAUGCAGUGACGGCUUCAUAUGUCCCAUGGGACUGUAGUGACUACUGCUGGUUUUCAACCCUCCAUCACAGUGUUUGGGCCAUUCUAAGGCAAUGUCAAAAUAUGGUUAAAAGUUAAAAAGGUUUGUUUAGUUUGGGAAUUUUUAGUUUUAAAAUGAUUC